GCCAAUCAACGAUAUUUAAAUUUUUCUCGUUAGAUAUGUCUAACAAACCUAGUUCAGGUCCACCAAUCAGAGCUCAGUACAGCUGAACGCACCCACCUCCAGAAAUGACAACAAAAGCCGAAUUCUGCUUCAUGCUCAUGAUAACCUAACGUCACCUUAUUCCUCUUCUGUUGACAAUGAAGCUGGUAGAUCACGUCGUUAGGUCGUUCAGGGUGGCAAAGCUUUUCCGCGACAACACAGAGCGCAUAAAUAACAUUGACUUCUCGCCCAGUGGAGAUCUGUUGUUAACAUCUAGUGACGAUGACCAGAUCGUGAUAUAUGAUUGUGAGAAGGGCACAUCUAAGCGAACUUUAAACAGCAAGAAAUAUGGAGUUGAUCUCAUUCAUUUCACACAUGCCAAAAAUUCUGCAAUCUACAGUUCAACAAAAAUCGAUGAUACCAUCAGAUACCUAUCUCUACACGACAACAAAUAUAUCAGAUACUUUCCAGGCCACACAAAGAAAGUGAUAACUUUAAGUAUGAGCCCCAUUGAUGACACUUUCAUCUCUGGUUCUCUGGACAAAUCGUUGAGACUGUGGGACUUGCGUUCUCCAAACUGUCAGGGAAUGAUGCAUGUUGGUGGUCGUCCAGUUGCUGCCUUUGAUCCUGAAGGUCUCAUUUUUGCUGCAGGAAUCAAUUCUGAAAUGAUCAAGUUGUAUGAUUUAAGGUCUUUUGACAAGGGUCCAUUCAGCACUUUCCAGCUAUCCAUGGAAAAGGAGUGCGACUGGACGGGUAUCAAGUUCAGUCCUGAUGGCAAGACAAUUCUUACAUCAACUAAUGGUUCAGUCAUCAGAUUAGUUGAUGCUUUUCAAGGGACACCUCUCAAAACAUUUGCUGGUCACCUGAACAAUAAGGGUAUCCCACUUGAGGCAUCCUUCAGUCCAGACUCACAGUUCAUCUUCAGUGGCUCUACAGAUGGCAGAGUCCAUGUCUGGAAUGCUGAAACAGGCUACAAGGUAUGUGUGCUGAAUGCUGAUCACACAGGACCUGUGCAGUGUGUUCAGUUUAACCCAAAAUACAUGAUGCUGGCCUCAGGAUGCACUAAUAUGGCAUUUUGGUUGCCAGCUCUUGAUGACAUGUGAAGAGAGAGCAGACCUGCAGCUAUGUAUUUCCUCAAUAAGAAU
Messenger RNA from Homarus americanus (American lobster), 1163 nucleotides. RefSeq names its product WD repeat-containing protein 82-like (gene Wdr82). Gene Ontology annotation, cellular component: Set1C/COMPASS complex. The transcript is spliced from 8 exons. The coding region runs from base 177 to 1121 and encodes 314 amino acids. Lineage: Eukaryota; Metazoa; Arthropoda; Malacostraca; Decapoda; Nephropidae. The record is from RefSeq and is a predicted model, not a curated record. Gene Ontology annotation, molecular function: chromatin binding; protein binding.